AAAGACCAGCAGGCAGUGCGCGGAGAGGCGGAUAAGCGAGACACAACCUGUGCCGGUGCGCAUCUUUCCAAACUUCUCUAGCGCCGCCAAAGAGCUCGGAGUCAAACAGUAACACCAGGGCUGAAGAUCAGCACUGCGCGCCAUGAAUAACAAGACUCUGAAUUUAAACACGAGUCCGCCGCGGGUCGGCGACUCCGGAACUGUGGAUCAUGAACUCGUUAUCACCUCCACUUUCGGGACGCUUCUCUCUGUUGUCUACAUAAUCGGAGUGUCGGGGAACGUGUACACGCUGGUGGUGAUGUGUCACUCCAUCCGCUUCGCCACUUCUAUGUAUAUCUCCAUCAUCAACCUGGCUCUGGCAGACCUCCUCUACCUCUCCACCAUCCCCUUCGUGGUUUCCACUUACUUCCUAAAGGACUGGUACUUCGGGGAUGUGGGCUGCCGCAUCCUACUCAGCCUGGACCUCCUCACCAUGCACGCCAGCAUCUUCACCCUCACUGUCAUGUGCACGGAGCGCUACCUGGCCGUGACCAAGCCACUGGACACAGUGAGGCGCUCAAAGAGUUACCGCAAAGCUCUGGCGUGGGGAGUGUGGCUGCUGUCUCUGGUGCUCACUGUGCCCAUGAUGAUUAUGGUCGCCCAGACCACUAAGAACACUCGGGAUGGGGGUAUUAAAAGGAUGUGCGCACCCACAUGGGCGCCCCUGGCUUACAAAGUAUACGUGACUGUCCUGUUUGGCACCAGCAUCAUGGCACCGGGGCUCAUUAUCGGCUACCUGUAUGUCAAGUUGGCUCGCACUUAUUUAGAGUCCCAGAGAAACUCUGUGAUCAGCAAAGGCGGGAAGAGAUCACCUAAACACAAAGUGCUGAUCAUGAUUUUCACGAUCGUAUUGGUGUUCUGGGCGUGUUUCCUGCCGUUCUGGGUCUGGCAGCUGCUGCCUCUGUACCACACCAAACCGCUGAGUCUGGCCUCGCAGACACACACCUGCAUUAACUACCUGGUGGCAAGUCUCACAUACAGCAACAGCUGCAUAAACCCCUUCCUGUACACGCUGCUCACCAAGAACUACAGGGAGUACCUGAAGAACAGGCACAAGAGCUUCUACAGAUACACGUCCUCCUUUAAGCAGCGACCGCCCAGCCUCUACUCCUGGGGGAAGUCAGCGUCCUCCAGCAAUCAGUUCGAGUUCAACUCUGAGACUCUGGUCAUGGGGACACUGAAGUGACUCGCAUGUUGAGUGUAAAAGAGGAGACAACUUCUGGAGACAACACCGCAGCAGGGCUUGUCCAAGCCAGUGGUCAGCGGUGUUAUCCAUCAACCAGUGGAUACCUCAGGGCAGGGCGGGAUCAGAGAUGCCGUGUGCAGGGUCGCAGGUGAAGGACACAGUGAUGGCGUAGCGGGUCCCCCACGUCACCUUCUCCACCCGGUGGAGGUUCUCUGAGCCAGAAGAGAAGAACGAGACUCGUCCUGGGCAAAGAAACAAUGAGAAGGACUCUUGAUUUAAAGGAGCAUUUCAACAUCUUAUUGUCUUUCCAGGGCUGCACAGUGGUAUAGUGGUCAGCACUUUCACCUUGCAGCAAGAGGAUCCCCGGUUCAGAUCCCAGCCUGGGCAUGGGAUCUUUCUGCAUGGAGUUUGCAUGUUCUCCCUGUGCAUGCGUGAGUUUUCUCCGGGCACUCCGGCUUCCUCCCACAGUCCAAAAAUAUGCUGAGCUUAAAUGGUUACUCUAAAUUGUCCGUAGGUGUGAAUGGGAGUGUGAUUGUUUGUCUGUAUAUGUAGCCCUGCGACAGACUGGCGACCUGUCCAGGGUGUCCCCUGCCUUCGCCCGAGUCAGCUGAGAUAGGCUCCAGCACCCCCCGUGACCCGAGUGAGGAUAAAGCAGUGUAUAGAGAAUGGAUGAAUGGAUUGUCUUUCUAAGACCGAGAUGAGUAGACUAACAUGAACAUAGUGUUUGUUACAUACACAUCUGGAGUCAGGAAGUAGUUGCCAGAGCUGUGGAGGUGAGGGAAGACUAAUCAUAUGAUGGUCUGUUAAGUAAGGAUAGACCGACAAUCAGCCUGGCAGAUUACAGUAGGUCCUCAGUUUAUGACGUACUCGACCUAUGGUGUUUCGUGGUUAUGUCAACAUUUAUUAAUACAGUCCUGUUCCAUCAUUUCGACGUACAGUGUCUACGUCCUUAAGAUACAUUAUGCAUGGGAACUAGCUGGCAAACAGAGCGAACGAAUACGUUGUCACGUGGCUCUAUAUAAGGAAGACGGCUUUGUUUACAUUCGCCAAUUGUACCCCACAUUGGAUUGUUCUACAUAUACAUUAUUCCAUAAGCCACUUUUUCCAUCCUUCACUCUUGUACAUAUUGUAAAUAUUAUUAUGACUAUAACUAUAUUGUUGUUUAUUGUUGCUCUUACUGUAUGCUGUAACAUGGGAAAUUUCCUAUGACAUGGGGAGUAAUAAAGGAUUAUCUUAUCUUA
Acanthochromis polyacanthus (spiny chromis) is the source of this 2466-nucleotide messenger RNA. RefSeq names its product urotensin-2 receptor. Lineage: Eukaryota; Metazoa; Chordata; Actinopteri; Pomacentridae. Gene Ontology annotation, cellular component: membrane. The coding region runs from base 143 to 1225 and encodes 360 amino acids. Gene Ontology annotation, biological process: regulation of blood pressure; neuropeptide signaling pathway; blood vessel diameter maintenance. The record is from RefSeq and is a predicted model, not a curated record. The transcript has 2 exons. Gene Ontology annotation, molecular function: urotensin II receptor activity.